Pleurotus ostreatus (oyster mushroom) is the source of this 870-nucleotide messenger RNA. RefSeq lists its product as uncharacterized. Bases 1 to 870 code for a protein of 289 amino acids. The record is from RefSeq and is a predicted model, not a curated record. The transcript is spliced from 4 exons. Lineage: Eukaryota; Fungi; Basidiomycota; Agaricomycetes; Agaricales; Pleurotaceae.
AUGCUUGAGUCUCAGUCGACCGCCAAAAUCAUCGCAUCGAGGGACGGUACCAGUAUUUACGCCGACGCAACUGGGAACCCUGCGAAACAAAGCAUCGUCUUUGUUCACGGACUAGCCCUCAGUGGCGCUGUUUUCGACAACUUCUUCGCCAAUAAUCGCCUCCGAAAGAACUAUUAUCUGGUUCGAUACGAUGCUCGUGGUCAUGGACGGAGCGGCAAGCCUUCGGACGCAGAGGCCUAUGCAUCCGUGCACUACGCUGAGGAUUUCUUGGCCGUGGCACACGCCUUUCAACUCAACGAACCUGUAUUCGUAGGCUGGAGUCUCGGCUCGGCUAUAAUUUCCGACAUUGUCGAACAUAUCAAUCCACUUCCAAUUCUAGGCGCGGUUGCAUUUGCUGGGAGUCCUGUAUUGGGCCCAGAAAUCCUACCCAAGCUCAUCUCGCCCUCGAUCAACGGCGUUCUCUCUGCGAUGUUUCAAGACGCGAACGUUACGGCCAGUAUGGAGGGACGCAUGCAAUUCAUCGACGCGUGUUUCCGAGACGCCACGCGGGUACCCUUCGACCUGAAAGCGACAUAUCUCGGGCAAACAGUCGUUCAGCCGCCGACCGUCGCCUUGCUGGCCAUACAGCGAACCCAAGACCCUACCAGGUUAUUCGCCGCAGGACAAGCGGGGACCCUGCGUCUACAGCAGAUUCUUGGUGAUACCGACAGAAUUGCCAACAACAGUGCCGCCGUCGAGUUCGUGAAGCCGCACUUCAAAUUUUUGACGGUCGACACGAUACCGGCGGGGCAUGCUAUGUUCGAAGAUAACCCAGAGCGAACCGUAGAUGCCCUCACAAGGUUCAUCCGAAGUCUACCGAGGAAGCGAUGA